AUGUUGCUCUUUUGCAGUGGUGAUAUAGAUUCUAUUUCUAUGAUGAUAAGUGGUCUUAAGAUUUUUUCUGAUACCAUAGGUUUGCAGGUUAGUGCCGAGAAAUCAGAAAUUUAUCUGGCGGGUAUGUCUCCACGUGAGCAUGAAGUGAUUAAAAAUGUCUCUGGUUUCAAAAUAGGUAAGUUACCUUUUACCUAUCUAGGAGUUCCCAUAGAUACUAAGAAAAUCACCCCUAUAGAAUGUGAACUACUCAUUGAUAAGAUGUGUAGAAGAAUCAAGAGUUGGAGCUCUUGGAAUCUCUCGUAUAGUGGUAGACUUCAAUUGUGGGUUCAUGCGGUUUACAUUAAAGACCAAAAAUGGGAGGAUCAUAAUCCUCCCAUCACUGCGAGCUGGAUAUGGAAAGGGAUAUGCAAGUUAAGAGAUGAAAUACAUGCUAUUGUCCAGCAGCAGACCAGCACGCAGUACAAAAUUAAAGGGGUAUGCAGACUGCUGAUGCCAGCUGAGAACAACGUCAACUGGAGCAGAAACUUCUGGUGCAGAUAUUCAGUACCUAAGCCUAGAUUCAUCACCUGGUUAGCUAUGAGAAGCAGGUUGUAUACAAGAGACAGACUUCUGAAUUUUGAUUUGGUACAGGACGCAACUUGUGUUCUUUGCAGUAACGAUAUUGAAACACACGAUCAUCUUUUCUUUCAAUGCCUAUGCAGUGUGAUGAUUUUGCAACAAAUUACGCAGUGGAUGGGAUAUGACUCAACGUCCCAUUCAUUGCAUUCCAUCCUCCACAAGUGCGGAAACAUCAGGGGGAACAGAAUGAAGAAGCGAGCCUUACUAGUUGCAAUUGCAGCGACAGUUUAUGGUGUUUGGAAAUUACGAAAUGACAUGAAGGAUGAUCCCACAUUGGAUAACAAGGCCGUCUUGGAUAUAUUAAGGGCCCUUAGCGAAAAAUGA
Molecule: messenger RNA, 942 nt
Organism: Amaranthus tricolor (Joseph's coat)
Lineage: Eukaryota; Viridiplantae; Streptophyta; Magnoliopsida; Caryophyllales; Amaranthaceae
Exons: 3
Coding region: 1-942 (313 amino acids)
Source: RefSeq, a predicted model, not a curated record